Messenger RNA from Trametes versicolor FP-101664 SS1, 1128 nucleotides. Its product is annotated as NAD-P-binding protein. The coding region runs from base 1 to 1128 and encodes 375 amino acids. Gene Ontology annotation, molecular function: oxidoreductase activity. The transcript is spliced from 6 exons. The record is from RefSeq and is a predicted model, not a curated record. Lineage: Eukaryota; Fungi; Basidiomycota; Agaricomycetes; Polyporales; Polyporaceae.
AUGGCUGCCGCACCAUCCCUCUCUACUACCUCGCCUACCCGAGGUGAGGUCGCAUCCUUCGCACAAGCCGAUGCAGAGAUAGCUGGAAGGGAGAUCCCGACAACGCAGAAAGCAUGGCGUGUAACGCGUAAAGGAACACCAGCUGAAGUGCUCACUUUGACCGACGCACCCAAUCCCAGAACGCUGAAGAAGGGCGAAGUGUUCAUCAAGGUGCAAGCAGCCGCGCUUAACCCCGCGGGGUACAAGACUAUGGGCGCUCUUCCUGGAUUCCUCCUCAGACGCCUGAUCGGUGUCGACCUCGACCUCGCUGGAACAGUUACAGACGGAAACGGCACGGCGUUCAAGGAGGGCGACGAGGUGUUUGGCUGGAUCCUGCUCUCGCAAUACAUCCGGAGCGGACAAGGCGCACUCGCGCAGUACGCACGGCUACCCGCCGCUGGCUUCACUCUGCGGCCAAAGAACACGACGCCCACGCAAGCCGCCGGAUUCGGCGUCGCAGGUCAGACCGCAUACCAUGCGCUGCUCGGUCUCGCAGCACUCGAGGCAGGCCAAUCCGUGUUCGUCAACGGCGGAAGCACCGCAGUCGGCGCGUUCGCGAUCCAGAUCGCAAAAGCCAAGGGCGCCCGCGUUUCCGCGAGCGCCUCCGCGAAGAACGAGCAAUACGUGCGCGGCCUGGGCGCAGAUGAGUUCUUUGACUAUACGAAGGCGCCGCUGCAUGAACAACUCGCCGCGGCGGAUGUGACGCCAAAGUACCAUGUCUUCCUUGAGGCGGUCGGCAUCCUGGACCCAGCGCUGUUCAUACACAGCCCGGCGUAUCUCGCACCCGACGGGGUCUUCUUGUCCGUCGGCCCGCAGGGCUCGGGCAUCGGUACUAUCGCGAGCUUCGCGUGGAACGUGCUUCUGAGGCCGCCGUUUCUCGGAGGAGUGAGGCGCAAGUGGAAGCUUGUGACGAUAACGCCGAAGCCGGCUGACCUGGAGGGCUUUGCAGCGCUAGUCGAGAAUGGCAAGAUUCGCCCUCUAGUGGAUUCCGUAUACGCAUUCGAAGAUGUGCUGAAGGCAUACGAACGGGUAAUGACGAAGCGGGCAACGGGGAAAGUUGUGGUGAAAGUGGACCCUACGGUAGAGUGA